Molecule: messenger RNA, 1004 nt
Organism: Tachysurus vachellii
Lineage: Eukaryota; Metazoa; Chordata; Actinopteri; Siluriformes; Bagridae
Product: ADP-ribosylation factor-like protein 4C
Exons: 1
Coding region: 426-1004 (192 amino acids)
Biological process (GO): endocytic recycling; intracellular protein transport
Cellular component (GO): cytoplasm
Molecular function (GO): GTPase activity; GTP binding
Source: RefSeq, a predicted model, not a curated record
UGCGCGCGACUUACUGAAGUGUCGGACGUGCGCGAGAUCUCACGUGCAUGCGGGAGAAAUAACGGUUCACCUCCAUUUGUGUUGGGAAACAGCAGAUGCGUCUCCUGCAGCGUCUUUGGUGAGCUUUAAUGUGACUGUAGCACAUUUUUAUACAGAAAACACGUUCAGUCUGAUGUGUUAAAAACAGCUAAGCAGUUAAAGAGCUUUUUUUUUAGAAAUAAAGAAAUAAAUCUGCACCUUCAGGACAAUAUGAUUGCUGGCAGGUUUGUAGCACGAGGAGUUUUACGACGUUAGAAAACAGUGAAGUAGAGAAGGAUUCUGCAGCAGUCCUGUGGUGUAUCACGUCUUCCUCUGUCUCCGACACCCAAACAGCUGCAAACUGACGCCUUUUAUUUGUUUAUCCACGUGCUCUUUAUAAACACAGCAUGGGGAACGGUUUGUCAACGCUGGGACCGUUCCAGCCGCUGCACGUGGUAAUGCUCGGGCUGGACUCCGCAGGAAAGACCACGGUUCUUUAUCGCCUCAAGUUCAACGAGUUUGUGAACACGGUUCCCACCAUCGGCUUUAACACCGAGCGCAUACGUCUGAACAACGGCGCCGCACGUGGGAUCAGCUGCCACGUGUGGGACGUGGGCGGUCAGGAGAAGCUGCGUCCGCUCUGGAAGUCAUACAGUCGCUGCACGGACGGCAUCGUGUAUGUGGUGGACUCGGUGGACGCAGAGCGGCUGGACGAAGCCAAGGCCGAGCUGCACAAGGUUACACGACUCACAGAGAACCAGGGGGCACCUCUGCUCAUCAUCGCCAACAAGCAGGACCUGCCCGGCUCCCUGCCCGCCGCCGACAUUGAGAAGAGGCUGGCACUGCGAGAACUCGGACCCUCUGCCGCCUUCCACGUGCAGCCCGCAUGCGCCAUCAUCGGGGACGGGCUGCACGAGGGCAUGGACAAGCUGUACGACAUGAUCACCAAACGCAGGAAGGCACUGAAACAGAAGAAAAAACGAUAA